AUGGUGGUUGGAGGGGGCGCUGGUCAACUAAGGCUAAUCGUCUCAGACCAUUUGUCUAUCCACCCCUUCAAUCUGGGCGCCCGUGAAACCCGGCCGCUGGCCCUGGAGGGUGAUGCCUCCUUUUCUGUGGCCAGAGCGUUUCGUGCGAAUGACGAGCCAAACUGGACAGGCCACGCUUUUUCUGCACAGUACAACGAUGGUCUCGCAGACUUCUUUAGAGGGGAUAGACUUUAG
Molecule: messenger RNA, 234 nt
Organism: Protopolystoma xenopodis
Lineage: Eukaryota; Metazoa; Platyhelminthes; Monogenea; Polystomatidea; Polystomatidae
Source: the annotation of a GenBank genome assembly